Molecule: messenger RNA, 564 nt
Organism: Mytilinidion resinicola
Lineage: Eukaryota; Fungi; Ascomycota; Dothideomycetes; Mytilinidiales; Mytilinidiaceae
Exons: 1
Coding region: 1-564 (187 amino acids)
Source: RefSeq, a predicted model, not a curated record
AUGGAAUCUAACGCCCUUCAAAACCCAAGUAAACCCACUCCCCCAAAAUGCCCUACCCUAAUACAAAUACCCCUCGCCACUCAACCCGCUGCUCCCGUAGCUCCUCCGUCCGACUCCUCCGUCCGCUCCUUUGACUCCUCCUCCCGAACCUUCGGCACCUCCCUAACCGGAAUCUCCCUCAUCAGCGUCUCCUCCGUCGCCAGCGCCAUCCCAUCCAGCAAAUCCGCCCUGACAUCCGUCUCCGCCAGCUCAUCACUCCUAAACCCCAUGCUCGCGCACACCCGUCGGCCCCCCCAUACUCUCCCAAUUCCUUCCUAUAAAAGAGAUUGCAACACAUACCUCAAACACAACCCUCUCCACCAUGCUAGCGAGCACGCAGCACCCCGUCGUCCGCGCCACCAUGCGCCGCGUCGAAGGAGCGGUGAACAAUUCGAGCCCGGGGAGGGAUUGCAGGCCCGAGUCCGCGUAGAGGGAGAGCAGGGCGGAGAGGGGCAGUUCGGUGAGGGAGCGCGAGGAGACGGGGAGACGGUGGAGGAGGGUGUGGUGGCCGAGUUUGUAGGGUAG